UCGCCCCGUCCGGCCCCGCGCGCCGCCCGCAGCGCCUGCUCCCCUCGCCAUGGCGGCGCCGUCGCGGCUCCUGAUCCGCGGGGGGCGCGUGGUCAACGACGACUUCUCGCAGGUGGCGGACGUCCUGGUGGAGGACGGCGUGGUACGGGCGCUCGGGCGCGACCUGCUGCCGCCCGGGGGCGCGCCCUCGGGGCUGCGGGUCCUCGACGCAGCCGGCAAGCUGGUCCUGCCCGGCGGCAUCGACACGCACACGCACAUGCAGUUCCCCUUCAUGGGCUCGCGGUCCAUCGACGACUUCUACCAGGGCACCAAGGCUGCCCUGGCAGGAGGCACCACCAUGAUCAUCGACUUUGCCAUUCCUCACAAAGGCCACUCCCUCCUCGAGGCCUUCGAGACCUGGCGAGGCUGGGCGGAUCCCAAAGUCUGCUGUGACUACAGCCUUCAUGUGGCGGUGACAUGGUGGAGUGAACAGGUUAAAGAAGAAAUGAAAAUCCUUACCCAAGAUAAAGGUGUGAACUCUUUCAAGAUGUUUAUGGCCUACAAAGAUCUGUACAUGGUGAGAGAUAUGGAGCUGUACGCGGCCUUCUCUCGGUGCAAGGAAAUUGGCGCAAUCGCUCAAGUUCACGCAGAAAAUGGAGACCUAAUUGCAGAGGGAGUGAAGAAGAUGCUGGCACUGGGGAUCACAGGUCCUGAGGGCCACGAGCUGUGCCGCCCAGAAGCAGUGGAGGCGGAAGCCACGCUGAGAGCCAUCACCAUAGCCAGCGCCGUGAACUGCCCCCUCUACGUCGUGCACGUGAUGAGCAAGUCCGCGGCAAAGGUGAUCGCAGACGCCAGGAGAGACGGGAAGGUGGUCUAUGGAGAGCCCAUAGCAGCGAGCCUGGGCACUGACGGCACGCACUACUGGAGUAGAGAAUGGCACCACGCAGCCCACCACGUCAUGGGUCCACCCCUGCGACCCGACCCUUCCACGCCUGACUUCCUCAUGAAUCUCUUGGCUAAUGAUGACCUGACCACAGCUGGGACUGACCACUGCACUUUCAACACCUGCCAGAAAGCUCUCGGGAAGGAUGAUUUUACCAAGAUUCCCAAUGGAGUAAAUGGUGUCGAGGACCGGAUGUCAGUAAUAUGGGAAAAAGGCGUGCACAGUGGCAAAAUGGAUGAGAACCGAUUUGUAGCAGUUACCAGCACAAAUGCGGCUAAAAUCUUUAAUCUCUACCCAAGGAAAGGAAGAAUUGCUGUAGGGUCAGAUGCUGACAUUGUGAUCUGGGACCCAAAAGCCACAAGGACCAUUUCAGCAAAAACACAUCAUCAGGCUGUUAACUUCAACAUCUUCGAGGGCAUGGUUUGCCAUGGCGUGCCCCUUGUGACUAUUUCAAGAGGCAAAGUGGUGUAUGAAGAUGGAGUGUUCAGUGUCACAGCAGGACACGGGAGGUUUAUCCCUCGUCAACCCUUUGCGGAAUACAUUUACAAACGGAUCAAGCAGCGGGACCAGACCUGCACACCUACCCCUGUGGAGCGUGAACCCUAUAAGGGAGAAGUCGUCACACUGCAAUCUAGUGGGACAGAAGGCGACUCCGCAGAUGGGACCAGGAAACCGGCCCACCCCUGAGCUGGGUGCCGUCAGUAAGGGAAGGUAAAAUCAGAGAAAAGGAUGCUGCUGUUCCCAUCACAGCUAAAUGUUGUUCAGCCGGUGGAGAAGCAGGCCUUAUUUCAACUCCCCAAGAUCCUUUUGAGAAAAUAAUCACUCGAGACCUCUUUGAUUUCCUUUCAGAAGCAAUUGUUGUCUUUCUCACUGUGACUUUGUUGCUGUGUAAGAUUGAAGAUAGAAAUGAAUAUUAUUGUGAUGGAAAGUCUGUGUGAAAAUUCAUUGAUGACACUUUAAAAUGUCAUCUUUGCUUGUACUAGAUUUCUUACUUUGAAUUUUUAGAAAUCACUUUCUUGUUGAAAGUGUUUAAAAUAGCUAACUGUGAUUUUGCAUUCUAUUGUGAUUCAUAAAUAUUUAGAUUUUCAUUGUAAUUAGUAAGCAUUUAGAUCUUCAUUUUAUAUCCUGUUAUCUGAGUUAUGUGUGCCUUCUUUUAACUAGUGGGAUUGGGACUCUGGGAGGUUGGUUUUGAUUCAAAAGCAUAACUUCCUGAGAGACAUCUGCUUCCGCAACUCCUGGAAAUCAGGUCCCUCAGCAAACCCCAUGUAAUCAAACUGGAUCCUCAACCUUAGAAUAACUCCAAGGCAAAUUAUCCAACCACACUGAUGAACACAGGAUUUGACGGAAUUAAACGGAAUCAGCGAGGCUGAAAGGUGCUACCGUGAUACCCUCCUCUCCUCCGCAUCCUGGUCUGUCCUGGGAUCCUUCUGUGUGCAAAGAAGCUGAGCUUAUAGUUUCUUCUCCUGGGUAACUAGGCCAAGAGGGAUUUUAAAAACAUGAAGUAAAAUCAGGGCAAUUAUGUUCUCACUGCAGGUACAUCUGCCCCUGACUCACUCACUUAGAUCUGGGGUGUAUUCAUGCUUUUGAUGGACAGUAGUAGGAACCCAGUUUAUGCAACUGUAAUUCAUUUUGAACCCAGUAAAAAGGAUAAUGAACUACAUCUAGAGAAAAAUCACAAUUCUUUUUUCUCAGGUAAGAGAUACCUUAAAAUAUCUUAUUACUUUUCUCCUCAACUUUGGUUGACAAUAAAAACUCAACAGUUAAGAUGACUGAAUCCUCUGAAAAGGAAGAAUUAAAUUGCUUUCUUAUCUAGAAGCCAAUGCCCACUCAUCCUUUAGAAUUCAACUUAAAUAGAACCCCCCUGGAGGCUUCCCCAGAUCCAACAUGAUAGGGUUAAAUCCCACUUUUCUGUUCCUCCAUACCAGGACCACCGUACACCCCAUCCCAGCACCACACCCACUGCAUUGUGACUGCCUGCUUUACUAGUCGGCCUCCUCCAGGAAACUGAAAGCUCAGUGAAGGCAGAACUGCCUGGUCCACUGUUACUUCUCCACCAGAGUGCCAAAUGAUGGCUAUCAAUGGAUAGUCAUUAAUUUUUAAAUAACAGACAUGAAGGAGUUCCUGCUAAGUUCCUAAAUUGAUGCCAGUGAAAUUAGUGAGAACUCUCAACAAAAUAAAGAUAAAUUUUGUGGAGCAUUUUAGUAUAGGAGUGCUUUAAAUGAAGACCACAGAUUCAUUGACUAAUAUUUGCUGCAUCUCUUUGGGAGAAUGCAUCAACAAAGUCAUUUGAAAUGCAUAUGGGGAUCCCUUUGUUGCUUUCAUUCGGCUUUGUUGUGAAAAUUUUUGUAGGAACAUAGUUCCAAAUAAUAAAAUAAGACAAUGAAAAACAUGAUUCAAGCUAUUAAUAUUUAAUACCAUGUUUUUCAGGAUUGCCUCUGGUAUACAAAAUAAGGUCCCUUUGUCACUAAACAAUUGCAUUCUCAAGGAUUGUCCAAAGACUAGAUGGAAUGAGUAGCAUUUUUUAUAUUCACCUUCCAUUGUCUGUUUCCUCCCACAGGCAGCAUGAUGUAUUGGGAAGCAAAAAGUGUGGGCUCUAAACUUCUAUUUCCUAGCUAUGAGGCAUUAAGCAGUUUUUGAAAUUAAAAUAUAUUAUGAAUUUAUCAAAACAAAAAAACCCAAAAAGUUAACAUAAUCAGACCUGUGUACCUACUAUCCUGUUUAAGAAAUAAAAUUUUACCAAAACA
Molecule: messenger RNA, 3666 nt
Organism: Camelus dromedarius (Arabian camel)
Lineage: Eukaryota; Metazoa; Chordata; Mammalia; Artiodactyla; Camelidae
Gene: DPYS
Product: dihydropyrimidinase
Exons: 10
Coding region: 50-1609 (519 amino acids)
Biological process (GO): pyrimidine nucleobase catabolic process
Cellular component (GO): cytoplasm
Molecular function (GO): dihydropyrimidinase activity
Source: RefSeq, a predicted model, not a curated record